CUAACGUGCUAGCGGAAGUGUAAGCGAAUUGAAAUCGCGCGCUGUUUUGUUCGCUUGUUUAUGCCAAAGUCCAUGGCUGGAUCUAUUAAUUAGUCGUCUGAAACUGGACAGAAACCGCUCAGUGACACCAUUAACCAGUGGGUUUUCUACAUGCCCGGGGAUUGGCUUCGUCACGGACUGUGGAAAUAUUGAGCUGUCAGAGCCAUUGUAGCCGCCACGCCCACUCCCGGGCCGAAAGAUCUCCGGUUCCGAGCUAGAGACGCCAACUAAGUCGGCCGCCGUCGUCAUCCACGUCGUUUCCGUCGAAUUGAGCGAAUAUUUAAUGUUGGCCACAGGUAUUCUGGCUCGCAGAAACUUUCGAAACCUGCCGGCGUUCAAUUCAUGGAGGACGGUUCUCCGGACUGCUCAAAAACGCCCCUCAUCCACGGCAACGUCUAAAACCCAACUAAAGGUUCUGGAGCAGCAUCAGCCACUGCGGCAAGUUACAAGAGCAUACCCAGCCUCCAAGGUCAUGGAAACGCCGGAGGAUGUGUUUCGCGGACUGCUGGAUCGCUUUGCCGGAGUCACAGUUGAUGGCCGCGAGGAGAACGUCGACAAAUCCAGCUUCCGGGACAAACUGAAAAAAUCGCUGGACUUCUGGACGCUGAAUAAGAAUCGGGCUAUUUGGUUCCGGGUGUACAAGGAGCAGGCCGAUUGGGUGCCUAUUCUGGCGGAGAACGGCUUCGAUUUCCAUCACGCACGGACCGGAGUGGUGGUCAUGUACCGCUGGUUGCCGGAACAGGAGUCAAACAACCUGCCCACCUACGCCCACACGCUGAUGGGGGUCGGCGGACUGGUGAUUAACGACAAGGAUGAGGUCCUGGUGGUGUCCGAUCGGUAUGCGAUGAUACCCAACAGCUGGAAGCUGCCCGGCGGCUAUGUGGAGCCGCGGGAGAAUCUCAUCGAUGCAGCGAUGCGCGAGGUGGCCGAGGAGACGGGCAUCCGCACAGAGUUCCGGUCGGUGGUCAGUCUGCGACACGCCCACGGCGGCACCUUCGGCUGCUCCGAUCUCUACGUGGUCGUCGCCCUGAAGCCCCUCAAUUUGGACUUCAAGCGGUGCGAGCGGGAGAUAGCGCGACUCCAGUGGAUGCCCAUCGCGGAGUACCUGCAGCAUCCGCAGGUGCACGAGACAAACAGGCAGUUCGUCUGCACGUUUUUGGAUUACCAGAAGCGCGGCCUGACCAUCACCUGUCGCGAUGAUGUCCACCAGGUGCUCAAAAAGAAGUACAACCUGUAUUACGUGGGGCGGGAGCAGUAGAAGCAGCAGCGGGAUAAAGAAAUUCGUGAGACUUGACGGUCCAGUGGCCAAAUUCAUAGUGCAAUUUCUAUUUAGUUUUUUCUUCCCAACCCAGCAGCAGCACAAGUGCAUAUUAAAAUGUUCAUAAUGUAGUUAAAUAAACCCUUUUUUUAUAUAUGUAUUAAAGAUCACUCACUUUUAAAUACCUUUUUCUUUGGAUACGUUUUAUUGCUAUUAAAUCAUUUGUGAAGUUUUUGUUUAACUUCAAAAUUGGACC
Messenger RNA from Drosophila rhopaloa, 1553 nucleotides. RefSeq names its product nudix hydrolase 8. The coding region runs from base 323 to 1297 and encodes 324 amino acids. Gene Ontology annotation, molecular function: NAD binding; ADP-ribose diphosphatase activity; NADH pyrophosphatase activity. Lineage: Eukaryota; Metazoa; Arthropoda; Insecta; Diptera; Drosophilidae. The transcript is spliced from 4 exons. The record is from RefSeq and is a predicted model, not a curated record.